Messenger RNA from Lactuca virosa, 1218 nucleotides. NCBI's taxonomy places the organism in Eukaryota, Viridiplantae, Streptophyta, Magnoliopsida, Asterales, Asteraceae. The record is from the annotation of a GenBank genome assembly.
AUGAAAUUAGAGAAAAUACCAAUUCUACCCCUUCAAGAAUCGGGGUCUACAUCAACAAUUAACUCAACAGAAGGGCAAAAUUUGGAACUUUUAAACGAGUUGAAGAUAGCAAAAGCUGAAAGUGAAAGUCUUGUUAGAAAGAUGGAACAAAUGGAGUGUUACUAUGAAGCACUUGUGCAAGAUCUUGAAGAAAACCAAAAAAAUAUUCUUAGAGAGUUUCAAAGCCUAAAAAACGAACACUCAACAUGUGCAUGCUCAAUAAAUGAUCAGAUGUUAAGAUUUGAUGAAGAAAGACGUGAAUUGAGUUCCAUUAAUAAGGAGUUACAAAAAAGAGCUACAACUUCAGAAUCAGCUCUGAAAAGGGCUCGAUUGAAUUACUCAAUUGCAGUGAGUCAACUCCAAAAAGAUCUUGACAUGUUGUCUUUUCAAGUUUUGUCCAUGUUUGAAACCAAUCAGACUGUGAUUAAAGAAGCUUUCUCAUAUUCAUCUCAAGGGCAUGAAGAUUUAGUUGAUGAUGAUCACCGGAGUAAGAAUCUUUCAGGUGGUGGUGAUGUGCUUUCCGGUGACCUGAAAAAAUAUUUAAGCUUGCAAGAAAAUAUAUACAAGAAAGUGGAAGAAGAUCUUGGUGAAAUGUGCUCUACAAAUUUGUACUUAGAUAUGUACUCAGGGGCACUUUCGGGAACAUUAAUGGAAGCAGUUAGUGACGACAGAACUUCUUGUUGGAUUUAUGUUGCUUCCGGGUGCCAUAUCUACAGAAUUCUGGUCUCUUUGGCAGAUUCUUUAGUGGAUAAAGGAAAGGAUAUCCUCCUUAUACCUGAACAAACUCAGGUUGUGGACUCUGCUAUAGUGAAUCGCUGCGGCUCUGACUGCUUAAUAUUGAGAAGUGUUGGUUAUGGGUACACUAAAGGAGGUAGUGUUUCGUAUGUUCUGCUGACACUGAGCAGUUGUUUUCUUGUGGUUUCAUGGCUGUUUGUACCAUAUAUCUUCUACCCAUCUGGCUUCGAAUGGCAGAAAGUUAUGGAAGAUUUUGAUGAUUGGACUAAUUGGCUUAUGUAUAAAGGUGGAGUUGGAGUGAAAGGAGACAAUAGUUGGGAAUCCUGGUGGGAUGAAGAACAGGCACAUAUCCAUACAAUCAAAGGGCGUGUACUUGAAACUAUCUUGUGCUUGAGGUCACAAGAAUUAUCGGAGCGGGGGUUCAUUAGUCUUAAAGAAUUAUGA